Molecule: messenger RNA, 5018 nt
Organism: Lycium barbarum (goji berry)
Lineage: Eukaryota; Viridiplantae; Streptophyta; Magnoliopsida; Solanales; Solanaceae
Product: putative pentatricopeptide repeat-containing protein At5g08490
Exons: 7
Coding region: 1196-3754 (852 amino acids)
Biological process (GO): RNA modification
Molecular function (GO): protein binding; RNA binding
Source: RefSeq, a predicted model, not a curated record
CCAAUAAAAAGGACUACAUAUUUUUGAAUUUUUUCUACUCAACAUUGAAAUUACAGAAAACUCCAAUUCUUCACUUCUCUCCGGUGAACUCCUUGCUGCUUUUUCUAUUUCCACCUCUCUGCUCUGUAGGUUCCUUUAUCUCUCUUCAUUCAUUUACAAUUUUUUUUCUUUCGAAAAGAGAAUCACUACAUUAUUUCACCGAAAUUGGGUUCUUACCUUAAUUAAACCAUACCGUUAUAACUUAUUUGGCCAAAAUUUUGAAAAGUAUUUUUUCAAAAGUGCCUUUCAAAAAAAAAUUUUUUAGCUGGUUGGCCAAUUAAUUUAAAAAACCUUUAACUUAUUUAGCCAAGCAUUAAAAAAGUGGUGUAUUUUUUCAGGCAAAAGUUAUUUUUUUAUCUUCUGAAAAACAGCUCCAGAAAUACUUAUUUUCUCCCAAAACUUAACCAAACAUUUUUUUUUUUUUAAAUAAGCACUUAUUAGCAUUUUCUGAAAAAAAUAAGCUUGGUCAAACAAGCUAUGUAAGAACCCAAUUUCAGUGAUUUUGCCGAAAAGUCAAUGAACGUAGAGUUCAACUGACAAGUCUCUCUAUGCUUUAUGCUUCCUGCAGACCUUCAAUUUGUUAGAGUCAUCAUUUGAAGCUUAUUGGUUCUGGAUUCUAAUUUUUUUAAGUUACUAAGUUCUAUCUUUAGAUAUUCAAUAAAUAUUUAAGGCAAAUACCGAGUUUGAACUAUACCCCACAAAGGUAGGGGUAAAGUCUGCAUACAUUCUACCCUCUCCACGCCUCAUUUGUCGGAUUACACUAGGUAUGUGAUUGUACACAGUUUGAACUAAACAACCAUUAUACCCCACAAAGGUAGGGGCAACCAUUAUACCCCACAAAGGUAGGGGCAAGGUCUGUAUAUAUCCUAUCCUUCUCACACCCCACUUGUCGGAUUACACUGAGUAUGUUGUUAUACAAAGUUUGAACUAAAGCUACUGGGAUCGGCCGAAAUUGUAGAUGACACUCUCCCUCUGACCUUGUGGAAAAUUGGUUGAAUUAUCUUAAGCCCUAUGAGUUGGUACAAUUGGGAGUGUUAAAGUUGAUUCCUGGGGAUAAUCCAGUAUUUCGGUGAAUAAAGAAAGUAAUCCAUACGAUUAUGAAAGUCAUUAUGCAUUUACUAAAGAAUUAUUAGUGGAAUUCUUUUUUUUUUUUAGCAUGAAGAAUGAAGUACUUUCUACCGUUAUCCGAAAAACACAAAAUUCAACAGUUGCUGAUUACCAAGUCUUGGCAAAUGCUCUCAAAUGUUGUGCUUGGAUAUCGGAUAGAGUAUUAGGGAAAGCUCUACAUAGUUCUGUGAUUAAGUUAGGCCAUCAUUCUUGUCAAUUUGUUAUAAAAUCCUUGCUUAACAUGUAUGCUAAAUGUAAAGAUCUUGAUGAAUGUCAAAAACUAUUCAGUCGCAUUAAAUACAGUGACACAGUGACGUGGAAUAUUGUGUUGUCCGGCUUUGCUGGAUCGCGAAUGCAUGAAAAAGAGAUGACAACACUGUUUAAUUCAAUGCAAAGAGCAGAUUAUAUUAAGCCAAGUUCUGUUACUCUUGCUAUUGUUAUUCCUGUGCUUACUCGCUCUGGAGCUUUGGGUGCUGGCAAAAGUGUUCAUUGUUAUGCAGUAAAGCAUGGACUGGAUUGUGAAACACUGGUAGGAAAUGCUUUCAUAUCUAUGUAUGCAAAAUCUGGGAAUAUUUCAGAUGCGGCUGCUACUUUUCGUGGAAUUUCUAACAAGGAUGUUGUUUCAUGGAACGCAAUGAUUGCAGGUUUCAUAGAGAAUAAGCUUACAGACAGGGCGUUUGAAUUGUUCAGGUUGAUGUUGAAAGGUUCGAUUCUACCUAAUUAUGCAACUAUUGCAAAUAUUCUUCCUAUCUGUCCUAGUUUAGGAGGAAUAGAUGGUUAUCAAUUGGGAAGGCAGAUGCAUUGUUAUGUUUUGCGACGGGCUGAGUUGUUAUCGGAAGUCACCGUCAUCAAUGCUCUUUUGAGUUGCUACUUGAGAGCUGGAAAUUUCGAAGGAGCAGAGACUUUAUUCCGGAAUAUGAUGAGUAAAGAUCUGGUAUCCUGGAACUCAAUAAUUGCUGGAUAUGCAGCAAAUGGUGAAUGGUCAAAGACAUUGGAUUUUUUCCGUGAAUUCACUAAAGAAGAGAUGAAUGGACCGGACUCUGUUACUCUUAUUAGCAUUCUUCCUGAAUGUUCACGGCUCAAUGACGUGUUGAUCGGGAAGCAAAUCCAUGGGUAUGUAAUCCGUCAAAGUUCCCUCCAUCAGGAUAUCUCUGUGAUUAAUGCCCUUAUAAGCUUUUAUGCAAAAUGUGGAAACAUUGAAGAGGCACGUCGAAUAUUUUCAUUGACUUCUAAUAAAGACUUGAUAUCAUGGAACACUAUGCUUGAUGCCUUAGCAGAAAACCAACUUCAUCAAGAAUUUAUUAACUUGUUAAAGGGAAUGUUCCUAGAGGGGAUAAAAGCUGACUCGAUCACAUUAUUGGCUGUGGUGCGCUAUUUUGGUAACAUUUACAGAAUGGAUAAGGUCAAAGAAGCACAUGGUUUUUCAGUAAGAUCUGGUAUCUUGAAAAGUUAUACUGAACCUACUCUCGCUAAUGCCUUACUUGAUGCGUAUGCAAAGUGUUGCAAUUUGAACUAUGCUAACAGAAUAUUUGAGAAUUUAUCAGAAAGCAAGAAUGUAAUCACAUGCAACGCAAUGAUCUCGGGGUUUGUGAAUUAUGGUUUGCAUGAAGAUGCACAUGGCAUAUUCAAGAGGAUGACCGAGAAGGAUCUUACCACGUGGAAUCUGAUGGUAAAAGCUUAUGCUGAUAAUGAUUGUCCUGAUCAAGCAGUGAGUCUGUUUACCGAGUUACAGUAUCACAAAAUGAGGCCUGAUGCCAUGAGCAUUUUGAGCCUUCUUCCUGUUUGUGCUCAAAUGGCCUCAAGCAACUUGCUGAAGCAGUGCCAUGCAUAUGUGAUUAGAGCUUUUCUAGACGAUGUUUAUCUGAUUGGAGCUCUCAUAGAUGUUUAUUCAAAAUGUGCUACUCUAGGAUAUGCAUACAAGCUUUUCCAAUCAUCUCCUGUCAAAGAUCUUGUAAUGUUUACAGCAAUGGUUGGAGGGUAUGCUAUGCAUGGAAUGGGAGAAGAAGCACUUGGGAUAUUCUAUAAUAUGCUUGAGCUGGACUUUAAACCUGAUCAUGUUAUAAUCACUACAGUGCUAUCUGCUUGUAGUCAUGCUGGCCUUGUGGAUGAAGGGUUAAAGAUCUUUGAUUCGAUGGAAAAGACGCAUCAAAUCAAACCUAUCAUGGAACAUUAUGCAUGUGUGGUGGAUCUACUUGCACGCGGAGGCAGAAUCAAAGAUGCAUUUUCCUUUGUGACCAAUAUGCCCUUUCAAGCCGAUGCGGAUAUAUGGGGAACGCUUCUUGGUGCCUGCAAAAUCCAUCAGGAGGUUGAUAUGGGCCGUGCUGCGGCAGAUCGGUUGUUUCAAGUCAAUGCUAAUGAUAUCGGGAAUUAUGUAAUCAUCUCAAAUAUGUAUGCGGAAAAUGCUAGAUGGGAUGGGGUCUUAGAGAUAAGGAGGUCUAUGAAAAUGAGAGAUCUUAAGAAGCCAGUUGGUUGCAGUUGGAUUGAAGUGGAAAGGAAGAAAAGUGUAUUUGCUGCUGGUGACUAUUCUCACCCACAGCGAAGAACGAUAUAUGAAACAUUAAGAAUCUUGGAUGAACAAAUCAAAGAGCUAUAUGAGUAUGAGUUAUAGCCUCGUAAUAUUUUUCUCAGGAAAGUGAUCCAUCUUUGUCUUGCAGCUUUUGAUAUUUGUAUGGUAGAAUUUCUUUUCAUUGUCCAAUAUGCAUCCCUUAAUUUAGAGCUUUUCUCAAAGCUUUGGCCAGCUAUGUUAACAUUUUAUACUAAUGCAAACUGCAGAUCGGUUCAGUACACUGUUCUUUCCCAGAGAGGUCAAAGUGUGACAUUGGCAUGCAAGUGUCUUCUCACUGAACAUCAUAGUGCCAGCUCCAGUGCCCGUGGAAGAAGGCGAUUCGUUUGUAGCAGUUUGAGUGCGUGAUUUCGGGUUUCCUAAGUGUUGGAUAGGAUGACGUCGAGGUUGGGUUUUUUGAGAAUGUUGUGAAUUCAGUUUAUGUAUUUAGAUGAGAUGGUCACACACUUUAACAUGGCUCAGAGCAGGCAUAGAUCGUGGGUUCAAGUGUCAAUGUCACCAUUAUCAAAAGGAGAAUUUUCACGUGCUUGGCUCAUCAAGGAAAAUCAAGCCCGCACAUAAGGGGGCGUGUGAAGACAUAAUAAGGAUAUGUAUCUGACACAGGGAUGUCUAGUUUCUAACAAGAGUUGAGGCACGAUGCAAAUGUAUCCCAAGAUCCGUGCCUAUAAAUGAAAAAAAUCUCGAUGCAGAAAUUAUAUCCUGUAUAGUUUCUAGUAAAUGAGUCAAAUCUGCAAUCUGAUCUUUGGUUGGCUUAAGGCACGAUGCAAAUGUAUCCUGAUAGGUGCAUUGACGUGGAGCAACAUCUAAAUUAAUCUGUUCUCUCAAAGGUGCCUCCUGGUUUCAAGUCUCAUUUGAAGCAAUCUUCACUGAGUUUGGCAUAUGACAUGGUGAAGAACUUUCGAACAUUGAAGCCAAUGAUUUACAUGCUCUGCCUUACAAGUCCAUAAAGCUACUUGUGGAGUGGACAGAUCGAUCUGGCAUGAGAGCACAGGGACCACCUUUAGUUUUUCUUCUUGUUUUGUUUUAACCAUCUGAUGUCCACAACCCGGCCCGCCUAGUCUGUUAUUUUUGAGCUUCCUGCCAAAGAGGACUCCAUUCUUAGAACUCUGACCCCAAAAUCCUUUGUUUUGUUUGCUGGUGAUGGGAACUGCGGCUAUGCACUAGUCAAGAAUUACAUUAUCCAACAAUGAUAUAUUGAUAUGGUAUAAUUGGGUUACAUAGCUAGUGUGUGUAAGAUGAUUCAAGGUUUCUUUUGGUGGUAUAAUUGGACCACUACUAAUAUAGUCCUCUUGAUUUAAGACUAGGCAAA